UCGGAAGGGUUGGUAAUCAUCAGCUGGUGUUGCAGAGACGAGAAGAAGAUGUCAAAAUUUGUGUGUUUCCCUCCAUUUUCUCUUGUUUUUGGCGGCCGGCGGUGAAGAGACGGAGAAGGAGAGAAGGUAAAGUGCUCAUGAGAGAGGCGACUGGCAGAACAUAGAGGAGGAAAGCGAGGGAGAGCCAGUAUCGUCUCUGAAAGAUUAUGUUUAAUUGUUGGAGACACCUGACAGAAUGUUGAGAGCUGACCAGCAGGUGAAUGGAGACAGGCUGUCUACAGAGUGUACAGCCAUGCCGCGCUCACCGAGGACUGACAAGAACACCAAGGGGAUGUCUGAGAAACGAACAGACAAGGACUUUAUUUUUGGAAAGCUGAUCGGAGAAGGAAGUUUUUCAAGUGUGUAUUUGGCAAAGGACAUACACACAGACCAGGAAUAUGCAGUGAAGGUAUGUGACAAGGAACACAUUAAAAGAGAGAGAAAGGUGCAACAAAUUAUUAGAGAGAAAGACAUCAUGAAUCUUCUCAAUGAUCGGUGGGAGACGACUGCACCGUUCUUCGUCAAGCUCUCAUACGCGUUCCAGGAUGAAUGCAAACUCUAUUUUGUGAUGACGUUUUGCAAGAACGGUGAGCUUCUGUCACUUCUUCAAAGAGUCGGAAACUUUGAUCGUGAGGGUGCCCGCUUCUACUUCGCCGAGAUGGUGCGGGCCAUGGAACACCUGCACUCCCUCCGCAUCAUCCACAGGGACAUGAAGCCUGAGAAUAUUCUUCUUGAUGAGGACAUGCACAUAAAGAUCACUGAUUUUGGGUGUGCUAAGAUUCUCAGCAAGGAGGAGGUGGAGGCUGCAGGCUGCGACGACAGGCCCAGGAAGAACAGUUUUGUGGGGACAGCGCAGUACGUGUCCCCGGAACUGUUAAGCUCAAAGACGUGUGGGCCAGGGGCAGAUGUUUGGGCCCUUGGCUGCAUCCUCUAUCAAAUGGUGUCUGGCCUGCCUCCUUUCAGAUCCAAAAGUGAAUAUUUUAUCUAUCAAAAAAUACAAAAACUGGAGUAUGAAUUUCCUCAAGGCUUUUAUGAGGACGCCAAGGACAUGGUUAGGAAGCUACUGGUCAUCGAGGCAGAGGACCGGCUGGGCGCAAACGACCCCAUUGGACGCUACACCUCGUUAAGGGGUCACCCACUCCUUAACGACCUCGACCUUGACACGAUGCACUUGAAGAAGCCUCCCAAGAUUGCCCCGUUCCUGCCACAAGGCGAUGAAGAGAUUAACUGGGAGCUUAACCAGCCUGGCCUAAACUCCAUUGCACUCCAACUGGAACUAGGCCUCCAACUGAGAGACACAGUGGAGGAGGAGGUGGAGGAGCAGCUGCCUAAGAGAAGAGACAAGCAGAACCUAGCAGACGUGAGGGACGAGGAACUGGUACUGCGGCUGGCGGAUCAGGAACAGAACAACAAGUGGAACAAGUUUGUGGAGGGAAACCUUAUUUUGAAACAAGGCUUGAUGGAUAAGAGGAAGGGGCUGUUCCCGCGUCGUCGGAUGUUCCUCCUGACGACUGGGCCUCACCUGUACUACGUGGACCCAGUUAACCAGGUGUUGAAGGGACAGAUUCCUUGGUCAGACACGCUUACGACGGAAGCUAAAAAUUUUAAAACCUUCUUCGUGCAUACGCCCAACCGAACAUAUUACCUGGAGGAGCCGGAAGGGUACGCCCUCAAAUGGUGCAAGGCUAUAGAGGAGGUGAAGAGCUUCUACUAUCCACAGUCAUCCACCUCCACAUCCACCUGAUUCCACUCCUCAUUGGGCGGGAAAGAUGUUGGGCUAGUUUGGGCGGGAAAAGGUUGGGCUAUUCUCGCGCGCUCUGUUGGUGGCGGUGGUAGGAUUGGGCUAGAUUUGGGCUAGAUUAUUUUGUUUUUUUAAUUUUUAUUUGUGUGUGUGUGUGUGUGUGUGUGUGUGUGUGUGUGUGUGUGUGUGUGUGUGUGUGUGUGUGU
Messenger RNA from Scylla paramamosain (green mud crab), 1986 nucleotides. It is a transcript of the gene Pdk1, whose product is annotated as 3-phosphoinositide-dependent protein kinase 1-like. Bases 236 to 1783 code for a protein of 515 amino acids. Gene Ontology annotation, molecular function: protein serine/threonine kinase activity; ATP binding. NCBI's taxonomy places the organism in Eukaryota, Metazoa, Arthropoda, Malacostraca, Decapoda, Portunidae. The transcript has 15 exons. The record is from RefSeq and is a predicted model, not a curated record. Gene Ontology annotation, biological process: intracellular signal transduction; peptidyl-serine phosphorylation.